Molecule: messenger RNA, 1569 nt
Organism: Osmerus eperlanus (European smelt)
Lineage: Eukaryota; Metazoa; Chordata; Actinopteri; Osmeriformes; Osmeridae
Product: 4-aminobutyrate aminotransferase, mitochondrial-like
Exons: 3
Coding region: 76-432 (118 amino acids)
Biological process (GO): GABA catabolic process
Cellular component (GO): mitochondrion
Molecular function (GO): pyridoxal phosphate binding
Source: RefSeq, a predicted model, not a curated record
GAAAUUGUACUCUCUCUAGUUUACAUUGUUUUUGCAUGUGUUCUCUCCCAGGCUUACCGCAUCUUUAAUACGUGGAUGGGAGACCCCUCUAAGAACUUGUUCCUGGCAGAGGUCCUGAAUGUAAUCCGUAGAGAGAAUCUUCUGGAAGAGGUCACGCGCUCUGGGAAAGCCUUGCUGCAGGGGCUUUAUGCACUACAGGCACAGUACCCUAACCUGUUGAGCCGCGCUCGAGGACAGGGGACAUUCUGUGCCAUUGACAUUUGCAAUGAUGCAACACGUAACAGUAUCCUCCUUAAGGCCAGGGACAAAGGGGUUCUCCUGGGGGGUUGUGGCGACUGCUCGAUUCGGUUCCGUCCAUCUCUGGUCUUUAAGGAGUACCACGUUCACCUUUUGCUCAACAUCUUCAAUGAUGUUCUGGCAGAACACAACUAGAAGCCAACUAAACACAACCCUGUCCCAACCCAACUUAAAUAUGGUCAGCCCAACUGGGGAGGGAGAGCACAAUAAGGAGGUUCAUGAAGCACACAGAUUUUCUCACGGAACACUUUUCUUUCUUCUCAUACUUGUUCCUCGCAUGGCAGUUCAUCCAUAGUGUCUUAGCCAUUUAUUUGGAAACCCCAUUUGAAAGCACAUAAUAGUAAUAUCAAUUGCUCUUAUUGUGAUUCAAGCUUUUCAAAUACCAAUUUUUCGAAGCAGUUCCCUCCAUGGGUAUUUCAUUAAUAGAAAGCAAAUUGUAUUUGAAAUUAAGCUUAUCAAUUCCUUUAAGUGCAGAAAUAGGAUGUACACAUCUAAUAAUUACCCAUCCUUAAAAAAGUGUGUUUUUACAAAACAGUUUUUCAGCUUUGCCUGAAAUGUUUUAACCCUAACCAAUGUGAUUUUGUGAAGGACAAUGGGAUAAUAAUGUAAAGGUUAUUAAUGUGCCCGCAUGUUGUGUAAUUUCCCAACUUUUUACUCAAGUAUUGCAGGUUUCAUACUAUAAAACUAGAAUCUAUUGAAAAAUACUCAUUAACAAUAUCUUCACUAACAGGCUAUCAAGAUGUACAACAGUGGUACUAUAUAACAUGUAGUACAACAUGUACUUUUCAAGAUAUCAUUCCUCCCCAAAUAGUAGCAAUAGUAUGUAUUUUUGGCGCAAUGUCUACGUAAAGCCACGCCCAUGUGGGCAGGGCAUCUUAGUAUGUUUUUUCGGUAUCCUUUUUUAAAACAACAGAACCCAUAGUUGAUGUACAGUACAAGGUAUUUCCAUAGUCUUGAAUGCCUCUAAUAUUUUUGAAUAUUGUGGGCAGGUUGAAAUGUUGUGGAGAGCUCUAGUCUGAGGCUUCUGCUAAAUUGUCAUUAAGCCUUCAUAAUGAUGACGAUGGUGCCAGUCUUAUUUGGCCAAGUCAGUAUUGUAUAGAGAGCUGUGUUUUAUUGAUUACUUGUUAAUCAUUAACAAUAUAUAAAGAGUAUUACUAUGUUGGUUUACAGUGUUUUGUGAGUUAGAAUAUUAUUGAUGUCAUUAUUUCAAAUGGCUAUUGUCUAUGAAGCAUCCACUAUGUAUUCUAAAAUAAUAAACCAUAAUGAAAUGUU